Messenger RNA from Auanema sp. JU1783, 468 nucleotides. Lineage: Eukaryota; Metazoa; Nematoda; Chromadorea; Rhabditida; Rhabditidae. The record is from the annotation of a GenBank genome assembly.
AUGCCAUUUUACUAUCUGAGCUUUAUCCUGAUAGUCGUUUUCAUUCCGGCAGUUACAGCUAAUAGUGGUUAUGAUCCAGCUGUGGGACACGACACAGUAUUUAAAACAUUGCGAAUGAAUGAAGAAGAAUUAAACCAUGUAUCUGCAUUACAAGCUAUUAUGGAUUAUAAUAAGCUUCAUGACUUCGUCAAUACCAAAUAUCAAACAACUCCAUUGACUGAUGAAGAGCGAGAAGAUGUUGAAAAGUAUUUGGGAAAUCGUCCGCCGUCCGUCGUGGACACUUUCUUGACCGACGAAGAUCGCAAAAAGUUGUCGGAAUUCCAUAAGAGUCGAUUGUUGGACAAUAUCUUUGCUGUUGUGCGUCAACGACUGUUUGAGCUCAAACCUUCGGAUCGACGAACAGCUGUUAACUAUAUGUGGCCGAAUGCUGAUAAUUUUAUUCUUCAAUAUUUUGGUGUUGAGAAGUAA